This is a messenger RNA of Stylonychia lemnae, 2283 nucleotides long. Lineage: Eukaryota; Ciliophora; Spirotrichea; Sporadotrichida; Oxytrichidae. The record is from the annotation of a GenBank genome assembly.
AUGUCGCUCAUAGAAAAUGAUCCAGAGUUGUACCCCAAGAAUAUAAAUCUGCAGGUACCUCAAUGGCUAGACACCCUCUCUAUAUGCUUUUCAAUCUUCAACCUUAGCUUAGCGGGUAUAACCAUAGUAUUCUAGUUUAGGCAUCCUAAAUCAAGGCGAAAUAUGGGAAGAUUCUUUUUGUUGAUCCUUAUCCUCUAAACCCUUGAUAAGACCAAUAUAUUUAUUCAGGAGUUGUUCUUCAGAGAUCUCAGUGUCGUAUUUUAUGAAGUUAAAUAUGAUAUUGAACCGAAGCAGUUUGAGACUAAAUUGUGCAUAUUCUUUGGGUUCAUUAAGACUAUUGUAGAUUUCCUCUGCUAGUUCUAUUGCUUAUGGCUUGCUGUUCUUAUUAAAUAAAUUCUCAAAGACCCUAUUCACAGACUUAACAGAUACAUCUAUUUCUAUCAUGGCCUGACAUUUAUCAUCUGUAUGCUGUUGGUAUUUUAUGUGCAGUUAUCAAACGGAUUCGGAGUGGAGGAAACAAUGUAAUGUGGUAUCAAACACACUCCAGGCCUUGAUGAUGAGUAUAUCUUGCUAGUCCCAUUCUUAUUGGUGCCUAUUGACAUAUGGCUGACUAUUAAGAUUAUGAGAUAGACACCUUUCAUUGUCAGAUAAUCUGCAUAUUUAAUUGUUGAUCACGCUAGUUUCUUGUGCUUGGCAACAUGCACUCUCUGUGAAAGAACAUUCUUCGGUUACGCCAUUAGAUUUUACAAGUGGGUUUUCAGAAUUGAUCAGGAGCCAAAACCAUUAAUUCAAUUCAAAGCAAAUGACUCAUUUAAAAAUAUGAUUGAUGGGCAAACUGAUGGAACCAUUAAUAAGACACCUCUCUUAUCUAGUAAUGCCAAUCUUGAUUCUGAUGAAGACGAUUUUGAAGCUGGAAAUAAUUAGGUAGAAUUGAAAGAUGACAUUGAUAUUGAGGACGAGUAGAAAUUCAAAAAGUUGAUUGGAAUCACUGAUGAACCACCUGCUGAAUUUCAAUUGGUUGAUGCUGAUCCAUUAGCAGUUAAAUUAGAGAAAGAUAACGAUGUUAAUCAUAUUAUUGAUAUGGCAGAAUUCUUUAAGAAGUUUGAGGAUAUCUGUGCUACUGACGUUACGAAUGGAAAUAAAGUUUAAGUUAAGAUCACUGAGUACUGUCCAGAACUUCUAAGACCAAUUCGUAAGCAUUCUGGCUAUUCCGAGGAAUACCUGAUGAACUCAUUUUCUCCAAGAGAGAACUAUGCUGAGAUGACAAAAUUCCAAGAAGGUAGUGGCAAAUCAGCUAGUUUCUUCUUUUUCACUGCAAAUAAGAAGUUUGUGAUCAAGACACUGAAGGAUAGUGAACUAGAAUUGCUUGCAAGAAAAGGAGUGCUUGAGAAAUAUUACAACCAUAUUACCAAAUACCCUAAAUCACUACUUGCCAGAUACUAUGCUGUUCUUAAAGUUAAGAUUAAGUAUAUGCAGCCAAUCAAUAUAAUUAUAAUGGAUAACCUGAUGGGAGAUCACGCCGAAGAUGCAUUUAGAGUGUACGAUUUGAAGGGUUCUACAUUCAAUAGAAUGAAUUCUAACCCAUCAUCUGAUCUAUCAGUUAGAAAAGACUUAAAUUUCUUAGAUGAUAGAAGUAUGAGAAUGCAGGUAAAGCCAAAAAUUAAAAAAGAGAUACUCAGAAGAAUGGAAAGAGAUAAGGAAUUCUUAAAAACAUGUGAGCUUAUGGACUACUCAUUACUAAUUAUCUUCUUUAAGAAAGGCUUAUAAGAAAUGAGAGCAGGAUCCUCUUCAUACAGGAAAGUGUCUAUGGUAGUAAGAACAGAGUCUGAGGGUAAUGGUAAAGUAGUUGUAUUUUAGGAAAUCAAGGAAGAACUUCCAAAUAGGUAAAACUCAUUGAAUAUAUUUGGAGUAUCUCCCAGUAUCAACCCUCACCCAUAGAUAGAAAAUGAUGAUAUCCCUGACGAGAAGUCAAACAGCAUUUUAGAGCAUUUAGGUAAUAACCAAAACAAUAGUAAAGACUAGAUUAGGUUCAAUAAUCCACGAACAGAUGAGUUUAUUCAGUUUACAUCUGAUUAAGAUCCAAAUCUUUACUACAGAAUAGGUAUUAUCGACUAUUUACAAAAGUAUAACAGAAGGAAGUAACUUGAGACAAAGUGGCUUGAGCUUAGAAAUAGACAUGUAGCGCCAGAUACAUUUUCCUGUGUACAUCCGAAACUAUAUGGUGAUAGGUUUUAUAAAUUUAUGCAGACAAACCUAUUCACACCUGAAGCACAAAGACCAUGA